AGAGCCAAUUUUUUGACUUACGGGGCAAACCAGCCGGGGUGGCCAUCCCGGUUUCGAGGGCGAGCGCGCGAUGAGAAGGACUGCCACUUGCUGGGCACGUUCGACUUGUCCGGCAUCCCGCCAGCGCCGCGCGGCGUGCCGCAGAUCGAGGUGACGUUCGACCUGGACGCGAACGGCAUCCUGAACGUGUCCGCGGAGGAGAAGGGCACCGGCAAGCGCAACCAUAUCACCAUCACCAACGACAAGGGCCGACUGAGCAAGGACGAGAUCGAGCGCAUGGUGAACGAUGCGUCGAAGUACGAGCAGGCCGACAAGAUGCAGCGCGAGCGCGUGGAGGCGAAGAACGGCCUGGAGAACUACGCGUACUCGAUGAAGAACACGGUCUCCGACACGAACGUGUCCGGCAAGCUGGAGGAGAGCGACAGGUCCGCGCUGAACUCGGCGAUCGACGCGGCGCUGGAGUGGCUGAACAGCAACCAGGAGGCGUCGAAGGAAGAGUACGAGCACCGCCAGAAGGAGCUGGAGAGCACAUGCAACCCGAUCAUGACCAAGAUGUACCAGAGCAUGGGCGGCGGCGCGGGCGGCAUGCCCGGCGGUAUGCCGGACAUGAGCGGCAUGGGCGGUGGUGCGGGUCCGGCCGCCGGAGCCUCCUCCGGCCCCAAGGUCGAGGAGGUCGACUAG
Messenger RNA from Leishmania braziliensis MHOM/BR/75/M2904, 681 nucleotides. Its product is annotated as putative heat-shock protein hsp70. The annotation marks the transcript as partial. The transcript has a single exon. Gene Ontology annotation, molecular function: misfolded protein binding; ATP binding; ATP hydrolysis activity. Lineage: Eukaryota; Euglenozoa; Kinetoplastea; Trypanosomatida; Trypanosomatidae. The record is from RefSeq and is a predicted model, not a curated record. Gene Ontology annotation, cellular component: cytoplasm. Gene Ontology annotation, biological process: cellular response to unfolded protein; protein refolding.